Molecule: messenger RNA, 450 nt
Organism: Vicia faba (fava bean)
Lineage: Eukaryota; Viridiplantae; Streptophyta; Magnoliopsida; Fabales; Fabaceae
Source: the annotation of a GenBank genome assembly
AUGGAAUUCUUACGUCAAUCUUCAUUUUGCCACUGUCUAAAACUCUCUGGAUGCAAACUUCUUUUCCGCGUUGUCCUCGACCAUUCAAGUUUCUCUCCAUCAUCGGCCUUAUCUUCUUGUGUUUCUCAAUUUUACAGAAAGAACGAAAAGGAUAAAGAGAUUGAAAAGAAGAUCGGCUUACCUACCGGAGAACUCCAGUGGUUCUUUUUCGACAAAGAAAGUGACGAGAUGCCGAUGCGAAUUCCAAGGCUAUUUCAAUUUGGUGAUUAUGUAUGGACAAGGUUUGGAUCAAGAAUCUUGGAGCUUAUACUUGGCGUAUUAUUGAACUACCUGGGUCAGAAAAGUAUGGCAACAAGUAUUGGUGAAAGUUGUAACAAUGUUUUGGAGCUGAAUCAAAGAUGUGCCAUGAAAGCUUGGAGUUUUGACCUUAGAUUUAGACAAACUGAUUGA